CGCCUCGUUCGCUCGCCUCGCUCCUUUUUGAACGGAAAGCAGCCCUCCUCAGCCGAGGAUCGACCCCAGCGUGGCUCCGCGUUCCUGGUCACUUUUUGAGGCUUUCCUAAGGACGCUUGGCUUCCCGGAUUCCAGGGGGACCGCUGAGCGCGGGGGGCCCGUAGGACGGGCGAGCAGGGGAAGAGCCCGGGUUUAGUGGAGGCUCACACGGAGGCAAGAACUUAUUCAACAAGUUUACCCCCCUGCUUUUCUCUUUUCGAUGUGCGUUUUCGGACAUGCGGAGGUUACUGGAACCGUGUUGGUGGAUUUUGUUCCUGAAAAUCUCCAGUUCCGUGCUCCAUUAUGUCGUGUGCUUCCCGGCAUUGACAGAAGGCUAUGUUGGCUCCCUUCAGGACACCAGACACAGCAGCUCAGCGCAGAUCCGCAGGCGCAAGGCCUCAGGGGACCCGUACUGGGCCUACUCCGGUGCCUAUGGGCCUGAGCACUGGGUGACCUCUAGUGUCAGCUGCGGGGGCCACCACCAGUCUCCGAUAGACAUUUCAGACCAGCAUGCUCGGGUCGGCGAGGAGUACCAGGAGCUGCAGCUUGACGGCUUCGACAAUGAGUCUUCUAACAAAACCUGGAUGAAAAACACAGGGAAAACAGUUGCCAUCCUUCUCAAAGACGACUAUUUCGUCAGCGGCGCCGGCCUGCCGGGCAGAUUCAAGGCCGAGAAGGUGGAGUUUCACUGGGGCCACAGCAACGGCUCGGCGGGCUCGGAGCACAGCGUCAACGGCAGGCGCUUCCCGGUGGAGAUGCAGAUUUUCUUUUACAAUCCGGAUGACUUUGACAGCUUCCAAACUGCAAUAUCUGAGAACAGAAUCAUCGGAGCCAUGGCCAUAUUUUUCCAAGUCAGUCCAAGGGACAAUUCUGCACUGGAUCCUAUUAUCCAUGGGUUGAAGGGCGUCGUACAUCAUGAGAAGGAGACCUUUCUGGACCCUUUCGUCCUCCGGGACCUCCUGCCUGCGUCCCUGGGCAGCUAUUACCGGUACACGGGCUCCCUGACCACCCCGCCGUGUAGCGAAAUUGUGGAGUGGAUAGUCUUCCGGAAGCCUGUGCCCAUCUCUUACCACCAGCUCGAGGCUUUUUAUUCCAUCUUCACCACGGAGCAGCAAGACCAUGUCAAGUCAGUGGAGUAUCUGAGAAAUAACUUCCGGCCACAGCAGGAUCUGAACGGCAGGGUGGUGUCCAAGUCCGCCAUCCGUGACGCCUGGAACCAUGACAUGACCGACUUCCUCGAUAACCCACUGGGGACAGAAGCCUCCAAAGUCUGCAGCUCUCCGCCCAUCCACAUGAAGGUGCAGCCCCUGAACCAGACGGCGCUGCAGGUGUCCUGGAGCCAGCCGGAGACCAUCUACCACCCGCCCAUCAUUAACUACAUGAUCUCCUACAGCUGGACCAAGAACGAAGACGAGAAGGAGAAGACGUUUACCAAGGACAGCGACAAAGACUUGAAAGCCACCAUCAGCCACGUCUCACCGGACAGCCUUUACCUGUUCCGCGUCCAGGCCGUGUGCCGGAACGACAUGCGCAGCGACUUCAGCCAGACCAUGCUCUUUCAAGCUAACACCACUCGAAUAUUCCAAGGGACCAGAAUCGUUAAAACGGGCGUGCCCACAGCAUCUCCUGCCUCUUCGGCCGACAUGGCCCCCAUCAGCUCGGGGUCCUCGACCUGGACAUCCUCUGGCAUCCCCUUCUCAUUCGUUUCCAUGGCGACUGGGAUGGGCCCAUCCUCCAGCGGCAGCCAGGCGACUGUAGCCUCGGUGGUCACCAGCACGCUGCUGGCCGGCCUGGGGUUCGGCGGUGGCGGCAUCUCCUCCUUCCCCAGCACCGUGUGGCCCACACGCCUCCCCACAGCCGCGGCGGCCAGCAAGCAGGCCGUCAGGCCGGUCCUGGCCACCACGGAGGCCGUGGCGUCCCCGGGCCCCGAUGGCGACGCGGCGCCGAGCAAGGACGGCGAGGGCACUGAGGAUGGGGAGGACGAGAAGAGCGAGAGUGAGGAUGGGGAGCGGGAGCACGAGGAGGAGGGGGAGAAGGACUCCGGGAAGAGGGACAGGAGCGGGGUGACCCACGCCGCCCCAGGCCGCGGCCAGGCCGAGCCCGCGCCCGGGCCCUCAUCUCCCGGUAGAACCGCCCAGGACGGGGGGCGUCGGACUAUACCUGGGCCCCAGCAGGACCACACUGCCGUCCCCACCGCCCAGCCCGAUGACAGGAGGGGUGCCGCCCCGGACUCCGAUUCGGUCACCUCCACCCAGGUGCCCCCCACCGUCACAGAGGAACAUGACGAAGGGAGUGAUCGCAAGAGUCCCGAAAUGCCGUCUAAAAAGCCUGUGUCCCGAGGGGACCGAUUUUCCGAGGAUAGCAAAUUUAUCACGGUUAAUCCAGCAGAAAAGAACACCUCUGGGAUGGCAGGCCGCCCUUCUCCAGGACGGAUGGAGUGGAUCAUCCCGCUGAUUGUGGUGUCAGCCUUGACCUUUGUGUGCCUCAUCCUCCUCAUUGCUGUGCUCGUUUACUGGAGAAAAUGUUUCCAGACAGCUCACUUCUAUGUGGAAGACAGCAGUUCGCCUCGGGUGGUCCCCAAUGAAAGUAUCCCUAUUAUUCCUAUUCCGGAUGACAUGGAGGCCAUCCCCGUCAAACAGUUCGUGAAACACAUCGGCGAGCUCUAUUCUAAUAACCAGCACGGCUUCUCCGAGGAUUUUGAGGAAGUCCAGCGCUGUACGGCCGACAUGAACAUCACCGCAGAACAUUCCAAUCAUCCAGAUAACAAGCACAAAAACAGAUACAUCAACAUCUUAGCAUAUGAUCACAGUAGGGUGAAGUUAAGACCUUUACCAGGAAAGGACUCCAAGCACAGCGACUACAUUAAUGCAAACUAUGUCGAUGGCUACAACAAAGCAAAAGCCUACAUUGCCACCCAGGGACCUUUAAAAUCGACAUUUGAAGAUUUCUGGAGGAUGAUAUGGGAACAAAACACUGGGAUCAUCGUCAUGAUUACGAACCUCGUGGAAAAAGGAAGGCGAAAAUGUGAUCAGUAUUGGCCAACAGAGAACAGUGAGGAGUAUGGGAACAUUAUCGUCACAUUGAAGAGCACAAAAGUACAUGCCUGCUACACUGUCCGUCGUUUCUCCGUCAGAAACGCAAAAGUAAAGAAGGGUCAGAAGGGGAAUCCCAAGGGCCGGCAGAAUGAAAGGGUGGUGAUCCAGUACCACUACACGCAGUGGCCCGACAUGGGCGUCCCCGAGUACGCCCUCCCGGUCCUGACCUUCGUGAGGAGAUCCUCGGCCGCCCGCACGCCCGAAAUGGGCCCCGUGUUGGUGCACUGCAGCGCGGGCGUGGGCAGGACAGGCACCUACAUUGUAAUAGACAGCAUGCUGCAGCAGAUCAAAGACAAAAGCACAGUGAAUGUCCUGGGGUUCCUGAAGCAUAUCAGGACACAGCGUAACUACCUCGUCCAGACUGAGGAGCAGUACAUUUUCAUCCACGAUGCCUUGUUGGAAGCCAUUCUUGGAAAGGAGACGGAAGUAUCUUCAAAUCAACUGCAUAGCUAUGUAAACAGCAUCCUCAUACCAGGAGUAGGAGGAAAGACACGACUGGAAAAACAAUUCAAGCUGGUCACACAGUGUAAUGCAAAAUACGUGGAGUGCUUUAGUGCUCAGAAAGAGUGUAACAAAGAAAAGAACAGAAACUCUUCAGUCGUGCCAUCUGAGCGUGCUCGAGUGGGUCUUGCACCGUUGCCUGGAAUGAAAGGAACAGAUUACAUUAAUGCUUCUUAUAUCAUGGGCUAUUAUAGGAGCAACGAAUUUAUUAUAACCCAGCAUCCUCUGCCACACACCACGAAGGAUUUCUGGCGAAUGAUUUGGGAUCACAACGCACAGAUCAUCGUCAUGCUGCCAGACAACCAGAGCUUGGCAGAAGAUGAGUUUGUGUACUGGCCAAGUCGAGAAGAAUCCAUGAACUGUGAGGCCUUUACCGUCACCCUUAUCAGCAAAGACAGACUGUGCCUCUCUAAUGAAGAACAAAUUAUCAUCCAUGACUUUAUUCUGGAAGCUACACAGGAUGACUAUGUCCUAGAAGUUCGGCACUUCCAGUGUCCCAAAUGGCCCAACCCCGAUGCUCCCAUAAGCAGCACCUUUGAGCUUAUCAACGUCAUCAAGGAAGAGGCCUUAACCAGGGACGGCCCCACCAUCGUCCACGACGAGUAUGGAGCAGUUUCAGCAGGCAUGCUGUGUGCCCUCACCACCCUGUCCCAGCAGCUAGAGAAUGAGAAUGCUGUGGAUGUUUUCCAGGUUGCAAAAAUGAUCAAUCUUAUGAGGCCUGGAGUAUUCACAGACAUUUUGGAGAGAAGUACUCUGGCGUCUGUUGAGUCCAGGGAUGCUGCUACACAUCCUGCAGUGCAUGAGACAGACUUUCCAAACAAAGAAUCAUCGGGCCUAGAGAUCAACAGUACUGAGGAACAGUACCAGUUUGUCUACAAAGCAAUGCUCAGCUUGGUCAGCACUAAGGAAAAUGGAAACGGUCCCAUGACAGUGGACAAAAAUGGUGCUGUUCUCAUUGCAGAUGAGUCGGAUCCUGCCGAGAGCAUGGAAUCUCUAGUGUGACUGGAAUCCUGACAGGGCACUUAAUUUGUAAAACUUCUGAAGACUGAGAACUUUUUCGAGGCCUUUUUUGCCAGACUCUAGGUUAUACAAUAACCCAGUUACUUUUUUACACUGAUAAAAGUUUUGAUAUUUAUUUUUUGCCAUUUUAUGUCUUAAUGGUAUCCUACUGAGCAUUCGCACCUCUGUUCAUUUCCCCCAGUGAAACGCAAUUUACCUAGUUUGCACUGUCUGAUCAGUGUUACUGCCUAUAACCUAACCUGAAAGUGAACCCUGAUGUGACAUUCCGAAACAACAUCCAGCUACUCUUUACUUCGGUACAGUGAAGGUCUUUGUAUGACAGUGAAUCUUGGUUCUGUUACUGUUGUUUCUAAAGCAGCUGCACUCUACUAGCAGGCAAUGCUCUAUUUCCCUCACUCGUCCUCCACUAUUUCUUUAGACAGUGUUCAUACUGUAUGCCUUCUAUAUCUGAAUGGAGUAGAUGAGCACUGUUUUCUUUGAAAGAAUAGCUGGUUAUUGGGAGCUACCAAGAAGGUCUGUCAGCCUCAUGGCCUUGAAACAGUUCCACUUAUGAUGGUGAAGACGUCCAUUAAGAAAUUAGAAGGUUUAAGAGUUGCUUCAUGUGAACAUCACUUAUUAGUUACCAACUUAUAUUCAUAGCUUAAAAAAUGCCCAAUUGUGUCAAAAUAAAGGAUAUCUCUGUAUUAGAGUUUUCUCGGUAGCUAUGUGGACAGUGUGUGUUAUUUCCAUUUGACUCUCUGAAAUAGCUCCACCCUAAAAUCGGCUCUUUUACGAUAGAUGGCAAUGUUUUACACAACUCAAGAACCCUCUAGAGACUCUCCAUUAACGCUUCUUGGUUUAUAAUACCAUACCUCAUGGCAGGUGGAAUAGGAACAUUUUUGCAGGUAUGUAAUUUUGAAACUAGUCCUCUAAAACCCCUAUUACUCACAUAGCAAUCCAAUAAAAACUACCUAUAGAGUUAACAUUCUUUUCUUUCCCUUUUUGCCAAAUGUUUCAUGAUAAAUCUCAUAAUUACGCACAUUCUUCUCCUUAGGAUUAGACUGAAAAUACUGUAUUAGCAAAAGCCUUAGGACCAUCUAGACUCCCACACGUGAACAAAUCAGAUUUGGAGAGAGAAAAUUCGAAUCUUGUAUAAAAGGUGUUAUCUACAUUUUCAAAUAGUUUUUAAGAGAAAGAGAUGGCUUUGUAUGUUUCUGUGCAGUUUAGCCUCAAGACCAGACAUACUUCAGUACAAGAGGCUGAUGACCAUCACACAGAGCCCAAGGUCCAGCCUCUGGAGCCACGGUCACCUCCAGUACGUAAUGGGAAAGUUAGGAACGUUAAUAAGGAAUUAGAAAAGUGAUCUACCUACUGCGAUCUGUUUUUUCUACUGCUUAUUUGCUUCUGAGGAACAACUUCUGUCAGGAGUAAAAUCAUGGCCAUCAGGAUCACCAGCAGAGCUAGACCUGUUAAGAGAAAAAAACAGCAUUGAGUUAUUUUUUAUGUCAAUAAACUUCAACAGAAAGUCCGCACUGGCUAUUAUCACACUAUCUUGGUAGGCCUUAGAUCAGUAAUGAGAACCAGCACUGAGCUGCUACUUCUCUUGCAUUGGCUUUCUGUGAGGACAGCACAAAGCCACUAAGCAGAGAGGCUACAGGCCGAACCCAGCAGUUCCAAUGCACAGGCCCUGUCUGUGGGGUUUUCAUGAACUACGUAACUUUCUAGGGCUACGUUAAUCUCCCCUUUCUAUCACAUGGAUUCACCAACAUAGACUAGUCCACUGCUGACAAACUGUAGGCUAAGGCUUGAGGAAAGGAGUGAAAAUGAGCAAAGUGUGCUCAAUUGUAUGUGCCAGGUGACUCAGACACCUUCACAGUCCCUCUGCCUCCAUCAGAGGUGACAUAAGGAAGUUCCAUCUAACCCUUAAGAGAAAAGCUUGAAUACUGGAGCACUACACCUUCCAGAAGGGAGUCCGGAAGGGAGAGGUUUCAGAUCAUGGCAAGAGCUAGGUCAUUUUAAUUAAGUAGGUUGCUUUGGUUGUAUAGAGUAUUGAUAUGAGCUAAUUCCAGUAGUUGGCACAGUGGACUUGACUUUCAGAAGUAAUGUUCAAGUUGGGGUUCAUGGCCCCUCAGUAAUUUUUUUCUUAAAAUAAAAGCAAGCAUUGGUUAGAAGACACCCUGCAAAGUAUUCCCUUCUGUGCUAUUUGCAGACGUCUCAACUCAUGGAAUUGCAUGCCCCCAACACAGUUCUGUGGGCUUCCCAUAUGGCCAUCAGAAUCAUAAUAAAAGAGACAGCUAGUAAACAGAAUAGAAGCGUUACAAGGAUGAUUUAAAAGUUCUCUGUGAGCCAGCCAUGUCUCCCCACAGGCUUAAACCAAAGUCUACAAAUCCUGACCCACUGAACUAGGAGCAGUUGCCAUUUGCCCAUCUUGCCAAAGCAAUCCAAGCACACCACUGAGGACAGGAUGUGCAGCAGAUCCUCACUGUCACCAGUGAAUGCUCACCCCUUCGUUUGUUACUGCAUAAGCAUGCUCACAGCUUUCCCGAGGCAGAGCUUAAGAGAUGGUGUUUUCUUUGAGACGUAAGCACAUUGCUUAACUACAUAACAAGGUCAUCGCCACUGCACUCGGGAAAGGAAGUAGCUUUUACAAAUUAAUAUGCACUAUUUUAUAAAAUAAGCUUAUUGGGUGUAUGAAUUCAGCUCUAGGUAAACAGAAUGCACACAUCAUACAAAACUGAAUUGCAAUGAUCAGACCAAGUGGCUGUGCUGGACCUCAUAAAAAAACACCUUAUUUCCACCAGGAGAACUCUCUUGUAUCCAAAAGCCACGGUAUCUUUGUUACAUAUAAAAAAGUUAAUUUCUGAACUUCAAGAAGAUUAAGAUCAAUUGAAUUGGUUUUCUUAAUUUUUAUUCAUUGGAGCUUUUAGAGUCUAUUUCAAUUGAAGAGUCCAGCAAGGUCAGAGGAGGUUACGGUGUUCGAGGCCUGGCUGUUGGGAGUUUUUAGCCCGAGUGACAUAUUUAAUUCAACAACUAACCUUAAUUAUUUUUAAUGACACAGCACAACUGCCUUGUUAUGAAUUUUUUCUUAAAUGCAUAUAUACUGUAUUUAAAAAUUAAAAUAUAGUACCAAUUUACCAAAGAUACAUAUUACUAAUUCUAAGCAAAAAAUAAGAAAAAGAAACCCAAACUCGUAAUUUAAGAAAUAAUAAUCAAAAUGUAGUUUGUCUUAAGAAUUUAGCAGUUAUACUGGAAAAUGCAUUUCAACUCCUAUGUUCUAAAAUUUAUGUUCCAAUGGUGUCAGUGAGUUUUUAUAUGAAGGGAAAAUGCCUGCUUUUUUCUUUUUAAACAACUGUAUUUUCACUUACCCCUUUGCGCUUGCCCUUAGUUGCCAUUUAACAUACAAUACUGGCUUUACUUAUCUCUAGAAAGAAGGCAUGCUACAAAUAGGAAGGAAUUGUAAUAAUGAUAUUUGGCCUCUACUUUGUCUUAGCUGUUAAACUGUUUUUAGUAUUUUUGUUAAAUAUUUGCAAAGGGAAGCAUUUUCUACAGAGGAUAAUUAAUUUCAAGAAAAAUAUCUUGAGUUUUAAGAAAUAAACAUCUCCAGAAAAGGAGACAGCUGAUUUUAUAAAAUGUCGCAACUCUCCAACAUUUGGGGUAGUGACUCUUUUGUUAGGACAUUUGAAACUAGCAAGCAGCCAUUGUUUCUAAAAACUAAAAACAAACAAAACAAAAAAAAACACUCAGCCUUCAUGUUAAUUCGUGUUUCUUUCACUUCAUUUUGAAAUAGCUAACAUCAUUAAGACUGUAAAUAUUUUGUUGCUUGGAUAAGCAUCUUCUGGGAACUUUGUAUCUAUGGUAUAUAAUCAUAGAAUUUUAUAUUUUCAUAUAAAGCUAAUUUUUUUCUAGUUUCAACUCCAUCAUAGGUUUUUUUGGUUUUGAUUUUCAUAUUGGGUUUUUGUGGUGGAUAUGUGAAUUCAACUUUCUGUGUGUUGAGGUAGCAAGAACCAUCUUUGCAUUCCAAAAGAAUCCAACAUGUGUUAUUUCUUUGAGGCAGUGAUUGUGAGAGUUGGAUUUUCUUUUUUAAUUCCAUUGAUCAUUUGUGCAAUAAGAAUUAGACAUAGUCACUGAAUACAUUUGCUGCAUUGACCCAUUUGGAAAAAGUGUUUUGGUUUUUUUUUUAAUUUGUUCCAGGGGAAGGGGUUUUGUAACCUGAAAUUUUUCCCUUUUUUCUUCUGUUUAAAACUAUAUCAAAUCAUUCUAUUAUAGUGUUAUUUAAUAUGUAAAUUGUAUUGCUAUACAUAAAAUAAAGUAUGGUUUUUGAUGUA
This is a messenger RNA of Miniopterus natalensis, 8959 nucleotides long. Lineage: Eukaryota; Metazoa; Chordata; Mammalia; Chiroptera; Miniopteridae. The record is from RefSeq and is a predicted model, not a curated record.